Trichoderma reesei QM6a is the source of this 2640-nucleotide messenger RNA. RefSeq lists its product as uncharacterized. Gene Ontology annotation, molecular function: flavin adenine dinucleotide binding; long-chain-alcohol oxidase activity. The record is from RefSeq and is a predicted model, not a curated record. NCBI's taxonomy places the organism in Eukaryota, Fungi, Ascomycota, Sordariomycetes, Hypocreales, Hypocreaceae. Bases 18 to 2237 code for a protein of 739 amino acids. The transcript is spliced from 4 exons.
CAUCAUCAUCGCCAGCCAUGGCGGCUUCUCCUCUCCAAGCCCCAGAGGCAGUCCCCCUCCCUCCUCCUCCUUCCAGCGACUUCAUGUCUCAAGACCAAUGGGACAUGCUCUGGGCCCUCCUGGACGGCAUCCUGCCAUCCUACGUCAGGGCCUCUGCUGUCACGGACAAGGAGACGCAGAUUCCCAUACCAGAUGCCGAGUUCGACCGCCUCGUCGAAAGCAUCACCAACUCUUUCGAGAAUCCUCCGAGCAAGGAGCUCAUUGCCGAGUAUCUCGCCUAUCGACCGGCGGAGCAAGCGUCGUUUCGAGUCGACUGCCUGCGCAGUCUGGCCGCAUCGCCGGCAAAGGCCAAGCUUGCAAAGGUGCUCGGGUCGCUGGGUACACGCACGGGAAGCCUCUUGUUGACGGGUUACUGGAGCCCCAUCACCCAGCAGCCCGCCAGCGUGCGCGAGGCCAUCGUAAAGUCCUGGACAACUUCGAGGCUCGCAACGCUCAGGGGGCUCGCCAAAUCCCUCGCCACCCUGGCUAAUAAGGCCAACGGCACAACGAGCCCCUACUACAAGAAGCUCUCGGGAUACUCCGACGUGCCCAAGGACUGGAAGCCCGUCCAAGGAUUCGAUUUCAAAUUCAUUAAGCUGCCGCCUGGGAACGACGUCCACGAUCUCACCACCGACGUCGUCAUCGUCGGUUCUGGGCCUGGGGGCGCUGUCUGCGCAAAGAACUUGGCCGAGGCAGGGCACAAGGUCCUCGUCGUCGACAAGGGAUACCACUUCCCCCCUUCGUCCCUCCCCAUGCCUCAAGACGCCGCGCUCAAUUACCUGUUCGACAACGGCGGCGGCGCCUACGUCAGCGAAGACGCGAGCACCGCCCUCACUUCCGGCAGCUGCUGGGGCGGCGGCGGCACCAUCAACUGGAGCGUGUGCUUCAAGCUGCAGGACUUCGUUCGCCAGGAAUGGGCCGACGAGGGACUCCCGCUCUUCACGUCGCGCGACUUUGACGAGUGCGUCGACCGCGUCUGGGAGUACAUCGGCGCCGGAACCGAGGCUGUCCGACACAACUUUCGCAACGGCGUGCUGUUUGAUGGGUGCAAGAAGCUGGGCUGGCACGCAGGCAUCGCCGCCCAGAACACGGCCAACAAGAACCACGACUGCGGUCACUGCCAUCUCGGCUGCGGAUCGGGAAUCAAGAGAGGGCCCACGGUGAGCUGGCUGCCAGCCGCGGCCGCUGCCGGGGCCGAGUUCAUGGAGGGCCUCAGCGUUGAAAGGGUGCUGUUUGACAGCGACGGUACGACGGCAACAGGCGUUCAGGGGACGUGGCUCUCGAGAGAUGCCGAGGGCGGUCUUGACAAGGACGUCGCCGAACGGACGCAGCGCAACGUAAUCAUCAGGGCCAAGAAGGUCAUUGUGUGCGCUGGAAGCUUCUGGAGUCCCGUCAUACUGUUGAAGAGCGGCAUCCAAAAUCCGCAAAUUGGACAGAACCUCCAUCUACAUCCAGUCAACUGCUUGAUGGCAGUUCACCGACAACAGACUCGGCCCUGGGAAGGCAGCAUCAUCACAAGCUGGAGCGGCGAGUUUGAGAAUCUCGAUGGCAAAGGACACGGGGCAAAGCUGGAGGCGUUAUGCAUGGUGCCUUACAUUGCCUUCUCGUUGCAAGGUUGGACCGGAGGCCUUGAUGCCAAGCUCACCACCAUGAAAUACCACUACUCUAGCUCUUUCAUCUCGCUGGCCCGCGAUCGAGACUCCGGCCGGGUAUUUGUCGACCCUGAGACUGGGGGCCCGCGUAUCGACUACACCACUUCUGAUUUCGACCGCGAGAACAAUCUCGAGGGUAUCAUUGGCCUCGCCAAGGUCGCCUACGUUAGCGGCGCAACAGAGAUGCGAGUGCAUUACCCCGGCGUGCCGCCGUUCCUGCCCAAUGCCGCGGAGCAAGAGAAGCACGUCCAAGACAAAGACCCCGAGUUCACAGACCCUGCCUUUGCCAAGUGGCUGCAGCAACUUCGCACCAUGGGCAACAAGCCGCCUCUGACGUCCUUUGGCUCGGCGCACCAGAUGGGAACGUGCAGAAUGAGCGCCACCAGGGAGGCUGGCGUGGUGGACGAGAGGGGAAGCGUCUGGGGCACGAGCAACCUGUAUGUUGCGGACAGUAGCGUGUUCCCGAGCGCGAGCGGCGUCAACCCUAUGGUGACCGUCAUGGCCAUUGCAGACUGGAUAUCACGGGGUGUCUCUAGGGAGCUGUAGGGGAACGAUGGACGAGCAACCUCACCCCUUGACCUGGGAGGCUCAUUGGAUGGAUAUGGAAUAGGUCUGUGUCCGCACGGAGAGUAUAGAAGCAGGGGCCAUUGGAUGGAAGCAUUGCUGUUUCACCUUUUCAACCUAUGAGGAACGAGGUUCAAGCGCUUUCGGUGGCCGGAGACGCAUAAGGAAAGGAUUCGGGGAAGGCCCAGAAUUGAUAGCUCGCCUUGCUAGACGAAGAAUGGAAAGCCACUCAAACAGUGUCGCCUUGCUUCCAGGGAGAGACCUGAUGAUGUCGUCCUUGUUGAGGCCAUGCUUCGGCGUGUCCCUUUGCCCAACAGCACAACACCAAAGCGUUCCGCUCUGACAUGCCAUGCCGUGCCAUGCCGUCCCGCGCCAUGUCGUGCCA